Messenger RNA from Vollenhovia emeryi, 4030 nucleotides. It is a transcript of the gene Start1, whose product is annotated as stAR-related lipid transfer protein 3. The coding region runs from base 396 to 1850 and encodes 484 amino acids. NCBI's taxonomy places the organism in Eukaryota, Metazoa, Arthropoda, Insecta, Hymenoptera, Formicidae. The record is from RefSeq and is a predicted model, not a curated record. Gene Ontology annotation, molecular function: lipid binding. The transcript has 11 exons.
AUGAACCUGGCACGAGAAAGACACAUACACGAUAAGACGUUGGGGUCGUUUGAGAGAACAAGAAGAAGGAUGAAAAGUGCAACAAGUUUAGCCGCGGAGCACACCCGCAAGUGGACACGUUUGACAGCUCUUUAUGUUAGCAGCGACUCCGAAAUGCCCAGCUGCAGGCGUGACUGAAAACGUCACCGCGCGCUCUCUUGUUUAUACUCGGUGAUACGCGGCUCGGCCCAACCGUGUAAUGGUCUCCUCCUCGUCGCGCGGAGGCAUGCGACGCGAUGCACGUGUGUGACAUCGUUUCGCCGAUACCCGACUCGACUUCCUGGCCGUAUCUAUGAGAGCUCCCGGCCGCGGAACGGUCGACAUUACGGCGACGACAUCAACAGCAUACCCGAAGAAUGACGGAAGAUGAGAGGCAAAUUAGGAUGGCCGCUGAAGCUAUACUAAGUGGCUCUAUCAACUCGCAAAGGAGUUCGGUUACACAGCAUAGCAUGGCGAGAACGCCAGAUAUCGUUCUCGGCGAAGAUCUAAUUGCAGGAGCAAGACACAACGGCAGAAUGUCGAAUGUUAGACGUUUCUUCUGCCUCUUCAUCACCUUCGAUCUUCUUCUUACAUUCCUCAUGUGGCUCAUUUGUACAAUGAUUGCAGGUGAAAGUUUAAGUGUAGCUUUCAUAGAUCAGGUGAUACACUAUCAUAUAAAGACGUCUUUGUUUGACAUUGUAAUGGCAGCGAUUUGCAGGUUCACGGUCUUGUUGCUCUUUUACGCGCUACUGUAUCUCGAUCAUUGGAUUAUCGUAGCUAUAUCAACUGCCACAACAUGUGCCUUUUUAAUUGCCAAAGUUUUCCUUUUCGAUUGGAAAUCAGCUAACCAACCAGUAUUUCAAGUUCUGCUGAUCUUGACGUCUUUUGUGUUAGCAUGGGCAGAGGCUUGGUUCUUUGAUUUUCGCGUGAUACCUCAGGAAACUCAAGCAAGAGAUUGGAUUCGAAGCUUUCCGGAUACAGAAAGAACUCCAUUAUUACAAGGCAUUGUUACUCAAGCACGACAGUAUGCGGCAAAUGUCGAUCACAUGAAUACAUUUUUCACACCUGUGGAGUCCCCAACUCAUUCUGACGAUGAAGACAUUCCCAGGAAACAAGGAGACUCGAGUAAGCUCUCAAGAUCCAGUGAAUUAUUUAAGUUCCUAAUAAAACUUACACCCGACAAGAUCAAUGAGUAUAAAACCAAGGCAUCUAACAUACUACAAAAUUGUCAUGACUUGUUAACAUCUAAAGAAUGGAAAGACCCAAUUCUGACAAACGACGGCGAUGAGGUGUCCUGCAUGCAGCUUCCACCAGAAUGGAAAGUAGACGGAAAAGUCCUAAAGAUCACGGGUAUCGUCGACGCACCUGCUAGCCUACUGAUAGAUUUAUUAUAUGAUAAUAUCGAGGAACAAACUUUAUGGAAUAAACUCGUGACAGAAUCGAUAAAACUACAGAAUAUUGACGAAAACACGGAUAUUGUUUACCAAGCAACAAGUCCUUUCGGCGGCGGGCUCAUUACGGCACGAGAUUUCGUUAUUUUAAGACAUCGUAAGAAGUGUGGCAAUUACUAUAUCUCUGGUGGUGUAUCGGUUACUACCGAGUCAGUUCAAAUUCGCCCAAACGUGACAAGGGGUGAAAAUGGUAUAAGCUGUUUCGCAACAGAGGAAUUACCCGACGAAAUUAAUAAAUGUCGUUUCACAUGGAUUCUGAAUACAAAUUUCAAAGGUUGGAUACCACAAACCGUCGUGGAUAAAUCUGUAUCUACUGGUCUGGUAGAGUUCAUGACAUAUUUAAGGGAAUUUUUGAAUGAUAUGCAAAAACCGUCAAUUUAGUACAGUGUUGCUCAUAAAACUGUAUUACUUACUUGCUUUUUAUGCAUUAUGUUAGAUUUAUGUAUUUUUUUUUCUAUUCAGUAUACAUUGACAUACGGAAAGAAAAAGAAAUAUUAAAAUUUACAUUAUUAUUAACGUGAUAGAAUAUGUUUUAUAAUGAUUCGGAAGUGUAUCUUUCAAAAAAUUUAAAACACUUCGAGUGUCAUACAAUUCCCAAGUGAGUAGCAUUUAAGAAAAAAAUAGAAUUUAUUUACUAGUGAUUGAAGUCAACUUUAUGAAAUGGUUAUAAUUUUACAAUUUAUAUAAGAGUAUGUUCCAAUUACAUUUGUAAAUGAAUUAGUCUCCCCAAUAUUUUUAAUGUAAAAACUUUCUUGAUAUCAGCACAUGAAUUAUCUACAUACUAUGUAGCUUUAUUUUCAAAAUUGUACGCUAUUUUUGUCACCUAAUUUCAUUUCCAGACGUAGUAGACGAACGACAAAGGAACAUACCUGGUCUGUUCUAAUCAUCCUUUCCUUUAUAAAGCAUGUAGUAAUAAUUAAGAACUAUACAUAUAUUAUGUGCUUUUUAUAAGUGCCUACGAGUGUUCGGUUAAGUAUCUUUCGACGUAUAAUGUACAUAACAUCACAAAUAUGACAUAUGUAUGUGUUUAAUAUGCGCAAUGGCAUCUCGCAUGCGUGUAUCAUAUAUCACGCAACAAUAUAUAUAUAUAUAUAAAACUUUGUUUUCUUUUUUUUAACGCAUUUGUUUCGAUAUUAUGUACGGUUCGUUAGUUUUUCGCUUCCUUCAAUUUUAUGAAUUUCAGUAAAGCCUAACGUAUUGAUAAGGUAUAUGUAACGUGCAUUUAAAUGAAACAUGCAGUCAUUAAAUGAAUGUCGUUGAGAUUAAUAAGAUGUGCGUUUGAACAAUUUCGUACAAUUAAUGAGAAUGAAAAAACGCACACUAUUUUCGUAGGUUUAAUCAGGCGUAUUUUAUUUUCGUGAAAAUUGCGGAAAACAAUUCUACGUUUAUUCCUGAUCAUUUUUUCAUUCAAUUAGCUUUAGGUCAGUGAUAUGAGUGAUAAUAUAAUAAUAGAAUGUCCGCCUGGUCCGAUAGCGUUUAAUUGUGCAAUUUUGAAUGAUACGAUAUGUUUAUACGGAGAUAAAACGUAAUGAUAAUUUGUGAGCACGCUUCCAAGUUCGAGGAAUCUUUUGCCCUAUUUACGUCAUCUCCGUUCAUGUGAUUGAUAUGUAAUUUUGUUACCUAGUGUAUAACAAACGCAGAAUGUUAUGGAAUAAAUGAAUUUAUUAGAAAGAAUAAUGAUAGAAUGAUAUAUUAGAAAGAAGAGCAAUGCAGUGAUGACAUGUUGAUAUUUAUCGAUACUUUCCAAAAAAAAUGAGCUGUUUUUUUUAACUGAGGAGACAACCUUAAACGAAAGUCAAUUGGCCUAUUUUACCGUAAUUUAAGGAAUUAAGAGUGUUAUAUAAUUUUAUAAUUUAUUAGAAAUUUGUUAAAUUUGAAACAGAAAAGGAGAGACAGAGAAAGAGCGUGUAUGUGUGUGUGUGAGAGAGAGAGAAGAUAAUAUCUUAAACCACGAGUCAAAAGGUUAAUUUCAUUUACCGAGUGUGUAUAUAUAAAUAUAUAAAUAAGUAUAUUAAUAGUUACACGAUCUCAUAAGAUCGAAAAUACUAUAAUAAUGUUAUUUUUAAGCUCUUCAAUGUAUAAUGUAUCUCGAUUUUAUACACAACGUAUCCAUCUAAUCAAACAUCUUCUCGUUUUUAGACAUUUCACGCGUUAUGAUCUACUCUUGUAAUUUAAAAAAGACUGCAUGAAUUUUGACAUAUGACUAUACCACCUAGCGACAGAGCAUGCGUACGUUUAGAUGUCUUUAAAAAAAAGGAAAGAUAUAAAUACUAUUUUAUUUAUAUAUGUUCGUAAUACUAUAUACAAAAUAGCAAUGUGUAUUAAGGUUUUGUAUGUAUCGUUUAUCGUUUAUGUAUGUCGCACGUGCAAAGUACACAUCUUGCAUGUUUCCUGUGGAGAUACCUGCGCGACUACGUGGUACUACGUUAAAUAGGUCAACGAUGUGUCUCGGCAAGGUAGACUAAGGAUAGAAUGAUCCAAGAUGAUUUUAUAUAAGUUCGACUGGGAUUCGAAUGUAAAGAUUUUUAGUCCUAGGUCAAUAAAUGCGAAGGAAGAUCGCG